UAUGAAGGCUCUGCCAUCGCGGCGAAGCUGGGGCGUGAUCCACGCCUGGAGGAGGCGAUCUAUCUCAUCAGGUGAUCCACACAGCAGUAGCGGCCCUAGCAGCAGUAGCAAGCCCGAUGCCUCGCAAUCGGCCGUGCACCCGGCGAUGCGAGGGCGCCCCGAAGAGCUGAGCGACUCCGAGGAGGGCAGCAACAAUGCAGCGAGGGAAAAGAAGCGAUGGGGGCAGCAGCUGGCUUGGCUUAGUGGAAUUCUCGAGCCGGCAUUGAAUCUCUAUCACAAGGCAUUGCCACCAGGAAAGUCUGAAGGAAACGCUGGUCCUCCAAGCACUCGCUCGCUCGUAGACAUCGCUGCUUGUCUUCACAGAAGUAACUAUGGCAUGCAGCAGUGGGGACUAGGAGAUUUAACGCUCGGCUUGUAUCUCCUUUCUCUUCGCCAUGCUGCCGAAGGCGCUGUGGACGUGGUCGAAGGAGUCCAAGUUAAAUCCGAUGUCCUGGUGGAAGAUUUUAUCUACUAUGUGGAGCUUGCCAAGGGAGCCUACUUGAAAAACGAGGCAGCGCUCGCACGGAUUUCCAUGCUCAAGGAGAGCAACGUUGUUAAGUUUGUGGAUAAGGCCAGCGUGAUGCGACCUGCGUAUUACAUCGGGUUGGAUCACAGGGCGCAAACUGUGAUCCUGGGAAUCCGCGGGACUCAGUCGAUUCAUGAUCUCAUCACGGACUUGGCAUCACACGGCGAGGAAGAAAUUUUCAACGAGGGCAAUGCUCAUUUUGGGACAGCACAAGCUGCAAGGUGGUUUUUUCACAACGAGGUGCAAACUUUAAGGAAAUGUUUGCAAGAAAACAUGGGGUAUGGACUUCGUAUUGUUGGCCACUCUUUGGGUGGUGCCACAGCAUCUUUGCUUGCGAUGAUGCUACACAAACGAUCGGUGGAACUUCUUGGUAUUCCUCCGGAACAAGUUGCGGCCGUUGGUAUUGCAACACCACCCUGUGUCUCCAAAAGUCUGGCUGUAGAAUGCGCAGGCUACGUGACAACGCUAGCUUUACAGUAUGACGUAAUACCACGAAUGAGUGCUGCUGCAUUGGAAAGACUGCGAGACGAGAUACUUCUGCUCGAUUGGAUGAAUGCCUUCAAGGAGGAGGAGAAUCGCACAGGCCUUCUCGACAUGGUGGCCAGCACACUUCAAGCGAUCUCUUCUGUGCAGGAAGCAGCGCGUAGAUACGCCAUAUAUGCAAAGCUUCGUGGUCUUUCAGAUGAACCAAAACAAGAAGCCACUCCACAAAAUCCAAAAAACCAAAUCAUGGAGAAGGACGAAUCUUCAAAGAGUGAGGCAACAAAGACCGUAAAGGAACAUGAGGAGCUAUACUCACCAGGAAUUCUUUAUCAUCUUUGCGGUCGAGCUUCGAUGAAAGAUCAACAUGGUGACAGUGCUGCUCAAGGAUGCUCGCUCUGGCUGGUCAAUCGCGAUGCGAGAUUUAGCAGGAUUGUGCUCACUGGCUCGAUGCUAUCCGAUCACAAAUGUGACAGCCACUACUACGCCUUGCGAGAUGUUCUCAAGAGCCUCCCAAGGUCAGAGAGGCGAUCACCAUUGCCGUCAGUUCGAGACAACACGCUGAACGAUAAGUAGCUUAGCAUAGUUUUACAGAUUGGAGAUCUAACUUUCCAUCUCUAGUAGCAAGUCGGGUGCUCGCAAACCGACUGGAAGCACGAGGAAAGUCAUGAGGAGAUCCACAAAGUCCUUCUUGGCCUCGAAGAACAAAAUCUUGCCACUGCUCUUUCUUGUACAGGAGAUUCACUCGCAUCACCUCCGCGGAAAGCAGCUCGAGUCGAACGCGACAUAGCCGCUACUUUUCACCAAGGAUGAGAAAUCGAGAGCAGGAAGAACACCCCGCGAAAACACGCCCAAUUUAUUAAGAAAGCUUAACUCCACAAACUUUGUCAUCAUUUUUUCUAGUGUUUACGUAACUAGCACAAACUAUACGAGAAAAGAACGAGAAAUCUAAAAUCAUGACAUGGUUUUUGUGAUUGAUCUAGAACUGAUAAUAAGAUCGCUUUGAAACGUAA
Messenger RNA from Selaginella moellendorffii, 2058 nucleotides. RefSeq names its product sn1-specific diacylglycerol lipase beta. The record is from RefSeq and is a predicted model, not a curated record. The transcript is spliced from 7 exons. The coding region runs from base 2 to 1621 and encodes 539 amino acids. Gene Ontology annotation, biological process: lipid metabolic process. Lineage: Eukaryota; Viridiplantae; Streptophyta; Lycopodiopsida; Selaginellales; Selaginellaceae.